Molecule: messenger RNA, 813 nt
Organism: Prunus persica (peach)
Lineage: Eukaryota; Viridiplantae; Streptophyta; Magnoliopsida; Rosales; Rosaceae
Exons: 1
Coding region: 160-603 (147 amino acids)
Source: RefSeq, a predicted model, not a curated record
AUGUACUCCAUUAUAUGAUUCUCAUAUACCCACUUUCCCUUCUACAUAGACUUAAGCUUAAAGCUAGAUCUACAAUAAUAUUCUCAUCCCUAGAUAUCUCACUCCCACAACAACAAGAACAAGAACAACAACCGCAACCACAACAAGAAGAAGAAGAAAAUGGAAGAUCUAAUCGCCCAAUUCAGCUUCCUCUCAAACCAAGCCUUGCAAGACAAAAGCUUCGACCCCGCCACGAUCGAAGACCUGAUGAAACUCUUCGAGAUCGAAGCGUACAAAUCAUGGGCUGCAGUUGAACUGGAACAGCAGCAAGAAGUGGAAGCAGCUGAGGUUGCCAUGCAGGAAGCUGAGGACUACAUGGACUCAGUGAUGGAGAGUGCCAUGGAUGAGUUCAGACGUUUUGAAGCGGAAAUGGAAGCCAUCUCCAAGGCUGAGCUCGACAGCUUAGUUGCCACUGCAGAAAGUGCAAGGAAGAUGGGGAAGUUCAUGGAGAAUGCAGCCACUAUUGCUUCCAAGAGGUAUAUUGAGGCUGCUCUCAACUCAGCCACUGCUUCCAUGAAAUCAGCUUGGAAGGGGAUUUCUACUAGCAAGGUUCACCCCUCUUAAUCAAAUUGAAAUUUGGAAGGAGAACCAUAAAUAACUGUAUUUGCUUAAUUUUCAUAUCUUUAAAAUGGGUUUUUGGCAGUGUGAAAAUAUGGAUCCAUUUAAAGUGGUUUCCAAGGAUUUGGCACUCAAAAAAAUUGAUAACUUCUAGUGUUAAAAGAUCAUAGUCUUCUGCAUAAUACAUUUUGGAAUAAAAUUUCUAUCUUCUUUUUA